Molecule: messenger RNA, 1347 nt
Organism: Trifolium pratense (red clover)
Lineage: Eukaryota; Viridiplantae; Streptophyta; Magnoliopsida; Fabales; Fabaceae
Product: inositol oxygenase 1-like
Exons: 11
Coding region: 248-1165 (305 amino acids)
Biological process (GO): inositol catabolic process
Cellular component (GO): cytoplasm
Molecular function (GO): inositol oxygenase activity; iron ion binding
Source: RefSeq, a predicted model, not a curated record
UAGAAAAAUUUAAUGUGUUUAUAAACAUGUUUGUACUAAAAAUGGGAAGAAAGAAAGAAAAUGUAAUGUUAGGAUUUUCAGAGAAGGACUUAGGAAGUCCCAAUUCUCAGGGAAGGACUCUCCGGCAAGUUAUAAAUAGCAUCACUCCAAUAGCCACCCUAUCAUACCUUAAAUUUCUCUUUUUUGUACAAAUCUCAUAACUUGCUUAUUCUCUUUCAUUUUUCCUCAAUACUCUCUCAUCAUCACCAUGACUAUCCUCAUUGACCAACAUGAUUAUUUUGGAUCUGAUGGAGAGGAUAAGACGGUGGCAGCUAAUGAAAGGGAGUUGAUGUUGGAUGGUGGAUUUGUUAUGCCACAGGCCAACUCAUUUGGCCACACUUUUAGGAAUUAUGAUGCUGAAAGUGAGAGACAAGAAGGAGUGGAGAAUUUCUACAGAAAAAAUCACAUUUACCAAUCCUUUGAUUUUGUGAAGAAAAUGAGAGAGGAAUAUGGAAAAUUGAACAGGGUAGAAAUGAGCAUAUGGGAAUGUUGUGAACUUCUUAAUGAAGUGGUGGAUGAGAGUGAUCCUGAUUUGGAUGAACCACAAAUUGAGCAUUUGCUACAAACAGCUGAAGCUAUAAGAAAGGACUACCCAAAUGAAGAUUGGCUCCACUUAACUGGCCUUAUCCAUGAUCUUGGCAAAGUGCUUCUCCUUCCCAGUUUUGGAGGACUUCCUCAAUGGGCUGUUGUAGGUGACACAUACCCUGUUGGUUGCAGAUUUGAUGAAUCAAUUGUUCAUCACAAGUAUUUUAAGGAAAAUCCAGACUAUAACAACUCUGCAUACAACACUAGAUGUGGGAUUUACUCUGAGAAAUGUGGACUUAACAAUGUCAUGAUGUCAUGGGGACAUGAUGAUUACAUGUAUCUUGUGGCAAAGGAGAACAAAACUACUCUGCCCUCAGCUGCUAUGUUCAUUAUAAGAUACCAUUCAUUUUAUGCUUUACAUAGGGAGGGAGCCUACAAACACUUGAUGAAUGAUGAGGAUGUUGAGAAUCUGAAAUGGCUCCACAUUUUCAACAAAUAUGAUCUCUACAGCAAGAGCAAAGUUCGAAUUGAUGUUGAAAAGGUGAAACCAUACUAUAUCUCCCUCAUUGAAAAGUACUUCCCUGCAAAGCUGAAGUGGUGAAAUAUUGGAGGAGCCUUGAAGUUGAAAAAUAUUUAGCAUGAUAAUUAGUUUAGAAUAUGUACUAGAGGGAAUAAGCUAUUAAGCUGCAAGUACCUUGAAUUUAUAUGCUUUGGAAGUUUAGGAUUCUUGUAUGAAAUGAAUUAUUAAUAUUUUUAGUCAAGAUGCCUCAUCAAUUAUUUUCA